This is a messenger RNA of Helianthus annuus (common sunflower), 1552 nucleotides long. RefSeq lists its product as uncharacterized. Bases 597 to 1412 code for a protein of 271 amino acids. The transcript has 3 exons. The record is from RefSeq and is a predicted model, not a curated record. NCBI's taxonomy places the organism in Eukaryota, Viridiplantae, Streptophyta, Magnoliopsida, Asterales, Asteraceae.
UACACAUCCAACUCCACAAAUUUUCUAUAGCUAACCCUUAUUUCUCGCAAUUCAACCAUGUUCUUCCAUUCCGAUCAUCGUUUUUCCAUCCUCAUAUUCACCUAAUCACUUCCACCAAUCAAUUCAACUCAUCACCUCCUUCAGAUCUAAUCCAAUCGUGUAGGGUUUGGAGGCUAAUCUCAUUUCCUACAGAAAAUUAGGGCUUGAAGAGCAUCGAACAAUGCCUUCGGUGCUUUCGCUCGAAUUUGUUAUUAUUCCUCCUUUGGCUACCUCUUCUUAUUCCGGUCGUUCGUAUUCUCAUCGUCUUAAACGUCGUCGUCGUGGUAAUCUUAUUAGUUAACAAUUGCUUUGUUUUUGUUGUCAAAUUAGUAUCUGUUUCUGCAUCUGUCUUCAUCAUCGUCAUCGGUUUGCUGUUUUUGAGGCGGUCAAUUAGCUGUAUCUGUUGAAUUAGUGAUCAAUCAAGAGAUACGAGAUUGUUUGGAUUGGUUUCGGUUUCUGCGUGGUUGAAGUUUGGUCAACCCUAGAUCUGAUCUUGCUACAAAGGUUGAGCGUUUAAACUAUUUUUGCAACCCGAUUGCAGCUCUUGCUUGAGGCCAAUGGACAUUUGUUCUCACGUUGGUUUGGCAGCUACUGAUAGUAUAAAUGAUCAUCAUGGAGUCCUAGAACCUCUAUCUGUGGACGAACUCAGUGUUGAUAUGACCAAGUUUCUUAACAUUCAAGAUGCCAUGGAAGAGGAUUUAAGCUCCUCAACACCCCAUAAUGAUUGCGAGUUUCAAAAUAAAGACUUGUGCGACAAGUUAAUUCAAAGCAAAACAAUGACUCAAUCCCCUAAAAAGUGUCCUAGUAAGCAUGCAUCGUCUUCAGGUAAAACUGUAUCUCAUCAAGAUGCCAUCACAAGCGCGUUAUCAACACAUGAUGACAGCAUCAAAUCUAAUGAUCCAUCUGGCUUCUGUACCGUAUCUAUGCCUACCCAUUCGAAGCCUGUAUCUGCAAUGAAAGGCAGCCGUGAGAAAAGGGGAGCUACUCCACCAGUGAAGUUAACAGUAAAAUGGGCCCCAGACGUAUACGAUCCAAUUCCUACUUCAGUAUCGCACGUUGUAACAAACAGGUCUUCUUCAAAACACAACAAGAAGAGUUCAAAGAACAAGCAAAAGAAUGGGAGCAAAUCAUCACGUGGAAGCAAAAGUAAAGAUAAAAAGCAAGUUAGAAAACGUGGUGGAAGCUCUUCUUCUUCUUCUGGCAUGAGUUACAAGUUUGAACAUGAAGAAGAGUUGGUUGAUUUUUACGAACUGGAACAUCAGCCAGGUGGCAUUGAUUAUCAUGUUGGGAAUCCAGACCGAUUAUGUGGAAGUAGCUUUAUGAAGAGAUGUGGAACGAGCUUAUAUAUCUCAUCAGUUGCUGAAGCCACCUAGCUUUUCGAGAUAAAAAACGGGUUUGUGUUAAUUGUGUGUAAAUAAAUAAUAAGAUUGCAGUUUUGUUGGUUAGUAUCAGAACUUGGAAAACGCUCGUACUAUGGUUACUUUGAUUUAUGUAGAUAUUGUGUUUUUGGUAA